AUGGACAGGAGGGCGUGCACUUCCUUGCUCGUGCUCAUCAGCGUCCUACUCGCUCUGGCAUGCCCGGUUGCCGCGGGGAUGAAGGCCACGUUCGCAGCGGGCGUGGGGGUCGCCGACACGGCGGUGUUGCGGCGUCUGAUGACGACGAGCCUGGAGGAUGGCGUGGCGCCGGAGCUCACGGUGGAUCCGGAGCUCCACCGUCGCAUCCUGGCAGGCGACUUCUUGACACCAAGCGCGUUGAACCCAGAUAGGGCGGCCUGCGGACAGUCGUGCCCGGCGCCCGGGAGGCCGUACACCGGCCGGGGCUGCGAGAAGAUAUACCAGUGCCCCCACUGA
Molecule: messenger RNA, 336 nt
Organism: Miscanthus lutarioriparius
Lineage: Eukaryota; Viridiplantae; Streptophyta; Magnoliopsida; Poales; Poaceae
Source: the annotation of a GenBank genome assembly